GCCUCCUGCUCCUGUCCUGUGGGCUGCUGCUCCUCGCCCGGGGCCCCUUGCCUGCUCUGUGCCCGCACGCCGGCACCUGGGGAAGCACUGCUGCCCUGAGCGGCCCCUGGCACCCCUCGGGCCCGACGCGAUGCAGGCCAUCAAGUGUGUGGUGGUGGGAGAUGGAGCCGUGGGAAAGACCUGCCUCCUCAUCAGCUACACCACCAACGCCUUCCCGGGAGAGUACAUCCCCACCGUGUUUGACAACUACUCGGCCAACGUGAUGGUGGACAGCAAGCCCGUGAACCUGGGGCUGUGGGACACGGCCGGCCAGGAGGAUUACGACCGCCUGCGGCCCCUCUCCUACCCCCAGACGGACGUCUUCCUCAUCUGCUUCUCCCUGGUCAGCCCGGCCUCCUACGAGAACGUCCGCGCCAAGUGGUUCCCCGAGGUGCGGCACCACUGCCCCAGCACGCCCAUCAUCCUGGUGGGCACCAAGCUGGACCUGCGGGAUGACAAGGACACCAUCGAGAAGCUCAAGGAGAAGAAGCUGGCGCCCAUCACGUACCCGCAGGGCCUGGCGCUGGCCAAGGAGAUAGACUCCGUGAAGUACCUGGAGUGCUCCGCCCUCACCCAGCGGGGCCUGAAGACCGUCUUCGACGAGGCCAUCCGCGCCGUCCUGUGCCCUCAGCCCACGCGCCAGCAGAAGCGCCCCUGCAGCCUCCUCUAGGGUUGCCCUGCCCUCCCUGCCAGAGGGUCCUCCUGGGUCCCCGCCCAAAGUCCACGGCGCCCUGGCUGGCCUGUCCCCUCCCUGUGGCAUUCCUUAGCGAUGGCUGACUGUCUCCACUGGACGGCCCCGGCCUGCUGUGUGGCCAGCAGAGGCUGCAGCCUUGUCCCUCCCCCUGCCUUCCCAGGGACCCCGGGGCCCAGGACCCAGUUUGCUGCCCUGCCUCACAGGGCACACCCGCCCCUCCCUCCAGUCCCUCUCCCGCCUGGCCCCGUGGGAACUCGAGCUGUGUGGUUCCCGGCCACCACUGUUUACCUUCGGGGACAGGGUCUCACUCUGAUAGUGACGGUCCUGCCUGUCUGAAAGUUCUGAGCAAAACGCAUGUCCCAGAGGUUGCUCCUCUGGGCUUAGGUCUCCUUUUUUGAGACGACAUAAAACAAAUUCACUUCCCUUCAUCUCCGUGGGGAUCUUCCAAGCCAACUAAGAGUCUGGGUUCAGCUGACCCCUGCGCUCCCCCAAGACUCUGCUCCACUGCAGGACCCGGGCUGCAUCUUCCUGGGAGAGUCUUAAAAUGUUCAUACUCUGCCGGUCAGGACUUCUGCUACUGCAAGUAGAAAACCCAGUUCCACCUGCUUAAGCAGAAAAUAAAUGUAUUCAUUCCAGUUUGAAACCA
Molecule: messenger RNA, 1379 nt
Organism: Sciurus carolinensis (gray squirrel)
Lineage: Eukaryota; Metazoa; Chordata; Mammalia; Rodentia; Sciuridae
Gene: Rac2
Product: Rac family small GTPase 2
Exons: 7
Coding region: 131-709 (192 amino acids)
Biological process (GO): small GTPase-mediated signal transduction
Molecular function (GO): GTPase activity; GTP binding
Source: RefSeq, a predicted model, not a curated record